UCCCCCCUUUACGCCGCUGCAUAGUCACUUUAAUAACUCUACCUACAUGUACAUAUUACCUCAAUUACCUCGACUAACCGGUGCCUCCGCACAUUGACUCUGUACCGGUACCCCCUGUAUAUAGCCUCACUAUUGUUAUUUUACUGCUGCUCUUUAGUUAUUUGUUACUUUUAUUUAUUUAUUGUGUUUUUCUUUAAACUGCGUUGUUCGUUCAGGGCUUGUAAGGAAACAUUUCACUGUCAGGUCUACACCUGUUGUAUUCGGCAUGUGUGACAAAUAAAAUUUGAUUUGAUUUUAAUUUGAAGUCAACAUUCUCUGGUGUGUGGACUUUCAACCAUCUUUUUGGUACCAUUUGAAAGUUAAAAUUUCAAUUUUAUUCCCAUUUCAGUAAAUUCAUCAGCCAAAACAUGACACCCACCCUGUAUUCAGGAGCAUGUUGUGUCUAAACCGAUGGUGGGCACAAGACAAAAACCUCAGAUUAAGUCAAAUAGGGUCUAAGCUACAACAUCUGAUUAUGCUAAAAAUUGGAGUUGACCCGUUUUUAGACAAUUGACAUAUACUGUAAUAAAAUGACAAAUGUUAUACCCCCCAAAAUUCCAAUAAAUUAUUGAAUAGUUUGACACCCCUGUUUGUAAGCUUUUAAAUUAUAUCAAUCUCAACCAUUUGUCGUUUCCAGUGAUGAGGACAUGGAUGUCUCAUAUUAUUGUGGGGUAUAAAAAAUAUGGCAAUCUUUGAUGUUUUGGCAUCCAGGUCUAAGAAGUCACUUUCUGAACACUUCUACAAUGGGCCAGUAUGGAUGAAAGGUUUCGUUCAUAUCAAAAGGGGUGCUGUCAAAAAGUUACUUCACAACUGUACUUGAUCUACAGUAUUUCAUAAAAUAAUGGAUAAAAUACCUGGGUUUAUUGAUGAUUUAUUUUUAAUUUUUUUGUCAUAACAAAAAAACAUGUUAGAAACGCAGAAGGGAAAUCAAAUAAAUCAUAGCCUGGGUGACAAUCUGUUUCUGCUCUUUUGCCAACUUCUUAUGGACUUGUCAUGCCUGGCUUGACAAUGGAGUAGGCAUAAGCAUAAACCAGGCUAAAAUACAUUUUCAUACAAGAAUAUGACAUCAUCAGUUGCUAAUUUACCAGUCCCAGGGUCAAUGUGACCAAAGUCUACCUAGACUUUGAGGUGGUUGUUUUAGUCCAUGAUGCUUUGCUUCACUUCCUCCUUUCUUUCCAACCACAACUCACAGUGAAGAAAAAAACUCCAUCGCAUCGAGCCUCAACUCAAGUGAAAAAGGGGGGAAACCCUGUCUAAAGAACAUGUCUCUGAAAUGCAGCAUGGUAUGCAGCAGACAGAUUUGUUUGUACAAGGACACUACAAGACACACUAGAGGAUGAAGAGUCAACAGCACACCUCCAGAUACCUGCUGCUCCAUGUGUGGUGCGGGUUUCUCACAGUCGCAAUGGGGAUUAUGGUCGCAGUUCUCACAACAGUGCAAAUAAGCUCACCUGACAAGAGUAAUUUACCUGAAUCAAAGGAGGAAAACCAGCACCCUCCAAACGGCAGUUUUCUGGCUCAAUUGAAUUCAUCAAAGGCUCCCAGUCCCUCCUAUAUCCAGCUGACCAUGGAAGGAACAUUAUCUUGGGAGAAUGACCAUGAUGCCCCCGUCUGUGGCUCUUGCUCCCUCGUCCUCCGCGACAACUCUGUCUACAUCAGAUCUGAAGGCUUCUACUACUUCUAUGUCCAGGUCACCUUCACUAGGCACACCGGGGGAGAGGAGAAGAGGAAGGUGACUCUGUUCAAAAAUGGCAUUCAACAUAAGACCCAGCAAAGGAGACUGAGUGAAGCCGUGUAUCACGGAGAGAAAGAGUGCACUGUAUUCAUGUCCAGGAUGGUUAAGCUCCAACAAGGUAACAGUCUCAGCCUUGAGAUAACAUCCAAGAAUAAUAGUUUUAGGUAUGGGGGAGAGAAUACCUAUUGGGGGGCAUAUCAGCUCCCCCCAUAUUGAGCCAACAGACAUUGUUAUUGAGACUUCGUUCAAGAUUGAACCAAAGAAGCUGUUAAAACGUUGUUUUUUUUUUUACAGUGUGCGUUAGUUACUAAACUGAAUUUAUUUUGUGAAAACUGUAACUGUUUAGCAUAUGCAUUGUUUGUUUCGCUGAACAGAUUUGAUUAUAUAAUGAGGUAACAGAAUACAUCUUCAAACUAUGUAUUUGUGUGUGUGUGUGUGAUUUCUUGUGAUAUUAAUGGUAUCUGUCAUGAUGUGAAUAAGUCGAUGCUAGCUAUUAUAGACACUAAAUAGUUUUGAUAUGGAGACAGUGGUCGUGUCUGAAUACCCAUACUAGCAUACUAAAUAGUAUGCACAAAAAAAAAAAGGUUUUAUAGUAUCUGAAAUUUCUAAAAUAGCAUUACGAAUGUGUCAUCUAAUGUGCAAUUUGCGUUGAUUCCCACUGUUUAUUCAUUUUGGUACAGCGCAUCAAUUUAUCUGAUUAUCAGCUGUUCUACUAGAUCAAACAGCAAAAUGACUUACAGUUUAAGUAUGCUACUGCCACUAUUUACUGUUAUCAUCCAUUGUCUAUGUUAUUUAGCAGUCGCUCUUAUCCAGAGCGACUCCCAUUCUUCUCCACUGUGGGAAUCUAACCCACAACCCUGGCAUUGCAAGUACCAAGCUCUACCAACUGAGCCACACAGGAGGUAGCACUUACCACAUGGUGGCGCCACCUCACUACAGAGGCAGAUGUCCUUCUCUGUCACUUUUGAGAUGGAUUCUGCUGCUAUCACAGACUCAGCUUAUUCAGAGACAUGCAAACUAGGUCUGAAAACACCUGUACCUAUUAGCAUUAGAAAAUUUGAAGUAACAGAAACA
Oncorhynchus mykiss (rainbow trout) is the source of this 2848-nucleotide messenger RNA. NCBI's taxonomy places the organism in Eukaryota, Metazoa, Chordata, Actinopteri, Salmoniformes, Salmonidae. The record is from RefSeq and is a predicted model, not a curated record.